UGCUCCCGCAGUGACCGGACCGCACGUUACUACUACUACUGGCACCUGCGGAAGCAGGUGCUGCAUUCCCAGUGUGUCCUGCGGGAAGAGGCCUAUUUCCUGCUCACCGCCUUCGCCCUCCAAGCCGACCUGGGAGACUUCAAGCGCAACAAGCACUACGGGAAGUACUUCGAACCCGAGGCCUAUUUCCCCGCCUGGGUGGUUGCAAAGAGGGGCAAGGACUACAUCCUGAAGCACGUCCCCAACAUGCACAAGGACCAGUUUGCCCUGACGGCCUCCGAAGCCCAUCUCAAGUACAUCAAGGAGGCCGUCCGGCUCGACGACGUGGCCGUGCACUACUACAGGCUCUACAAGGACAAAAGGGAAGUGGAGGCCUCCCUGACUCUGGGGCUGACAACACGGGGCAUCCAGAUCUUCCAGAACUUGGAUGAAGAAAAGCAGCUGCUCUACGACUUCCCGUGGACAAACGUGGGGAAACUGGUUUUUGUGGGCAAGAAGUUCGAGAUCCUGCCUGACGGGCUGCCCUCUGCCAGGAAGCUCAUUUACUACACGGGGUGCCCGCUGCGCUCCCGGCACCUGCUGCAGCUGCUGAGCAGCAGCCACCGGCUCUACAUGAACCUGCAGCCCGUCCUGCGCCAGGUCCGGCGCCUGGAGGAGAACGAGGAGAAGAAGCAGUACCGGGAAUCCUACAUCAGCGACACCCUCGACCUGGACAUGGAGCAGCUGGAGAAGCGCUCCCGCGCCAGCGGCAGCAGCGCCGGCAGCAUCCGGCACAAGCGGCUCUCCCGGCACUCCACUGCCAGCCACAGCAGCUCCCACACCUCUGGCAUCGAGGCCGACCCCAAGCCCAGGGAGAUGGGGCCCGACGAUGGCUUCUCCGGCGCCGGUGCCCACCGCAAGCUGAAGACCUGCAGCUCCAUGACCAGCCACGGCAGCUCCCACACCUCCGGCGUGGAGAGCGGCGGGAAGGACCGGCUGGAGGAGGACUCCCAGGACGACGAAAUAGAGAUGCUGGUGGAUGACCCCCGGGAGCUGGAGCAGGCUGGAGACAUGGAGGUGAGCCCCGACAUGUGCGUCUACAUCACCGAGGACAUGCUGCUGUCCCGCAAGUUCAACGGGCACUCGGGACUUAUCGUGAAGGAGAUCAGCUCCUCCACCUCCAGCUCCUCGGAGACGGUGGUGAAGCUGCGGGGGCAGAGCACGGACUCCCUGCCCCAGACGUCGUGCAGGAAACCGAAGACGUCGACGGACCGGCACAGCCUGAGCCUGGACGACAUCCGGCUCUACCAGAAGGACUUCCUGCAGCUGGCCAACCUGUGCCAGGACACGGCGCAGAGCUACACCUUCGGCUGCGCCCACGGGCUGGACGAGGACGGGCUCUACUGCAACGGCUGCCUGGCCCAGCAGUGCAUCAACAUCCAGGAGAGCUUCCCCGUCAAAAGAACCAGCAAAUACUUCUCCUUGGACCUCACCCACGACGAAGUCCCCGAGUUCGUGGUCUGAGCGCCUCGGCGGGAGGUUGGGGGCAGGACCGAGGCUG
This is a messenger RNA of Empidonax traillii (willow flycatcher), 1540 nucleotides long. Its product is annotated as FERM domain-containing protein 6-like. Gene Ontology annotation, biological process: positive regulation of hippo signaling. Lineage: Eukaryota; Metazoa; Chordata; Aves; Passeriformes; Tyrannidae. Gene Ontology annotation, cellular component: cytoskeleton; cytoplasmic side of apical plasma membrane. The annotation marks the transcript as partial. The record is from RefSeq and is a predicted model, not a curated record. The transcript is spliced from 9 exons.